AUGAGGAAGCCUGAUUCCAAAAACAAGUACAUCGCCAUCUCACACGUCUGGAAAUUUGGACAUGCUGUUGAAACCGUCUGGAACGAUAUGGAAGAGAAGGAGCAACUUGCAAUUGACAUCGACGGCCCGGACGAAAAUAGCCUCGAUUCCAAGAUGAUCAGUUGGUCCGGCUUAGUUCAGAUGGCUCAUGCGGCGGCUAAUAUGCCCGGCAAGAAACGAGCCAGGUACAUCUGGCUAGACCUGCUGUGUCUUGACCAAGUCUCCCAGAAAGAGGACAAAGAAAAGGAAUACCAAAUCUGCAUCAUGGGCCACAUUUACACAUACGCGUAUGCUGUCGUCACAAUGAUAGGUGGUGUCGCAGCUGUGCAGCAUGUCAAUGAGCCAACCGGCUGGAUGGAUAGGGCAUGGACGUUGCAGGAAUCAAUCCUGAAUCAGACAACCUAUGUCUACAUCAAGUGGCCUUCGGAUAAGCUGACAGUCAAAGCCCUUGAUAGCCAGGAUAAACGGCGGAAAUUUCAAUUUCAUCAUGUGAAGACUGCACGAGGAGAGUUAGGGUUCUGGACGGAGAGGAAAGAUGGGCCGGCGACGUUCCUCGGAGGGCUUUACGGGCUAGCCUUUCCAAAACCAAAAAAAAUCAAAUUUAUCGGCGUGUGGAGGAGCAUGUACAUGCGGACAUCGUCUAAGCCUGCGGACGUUGUGUAUAGCGUCAUGGCCAUCUUUAAAGUCAAAAUCGACCCCUAUCGCAAAAACCGAGCUCCACAAUUUCUUUUUGAGGACCUGGCUCGGAAGACGGCGGCCGACAGAAACAUUGGACCGGUUUGGUUGACUCUCGGUGGCAUCUAUGGCAGCGAGAUCUGGCAGCAGCCAGAUUCGGGCCUCAUACCCAGAUUCCCUCAUGGGCAGAAGGCCGGCCAGAAGUCGGACAAUGAGAUGCCGAAGGUGGUGCACAAAGGCCGGGUCCAAUGGGCGGGACACUGGAUGGACAACUCGCCAUGGUACGUUAAGGAGUACAAAAUGCAAUUUCUGACGCACUCGCAACCACACCUAAUCCAAGCCACGAUGCUUCGGCUACGUGGCGUCUCUAAGCCCAGAAAUUCUGAUUUACGCAAGCGCGGCAACAAGACAGUGACGAGAAAUGUUGGCAAUAUCAACAUUGGCGGCAUAAGGGGAGAAUGCACUUACCUAGGAAGGCUGGAUAAAUACAACAACACUACCCAAGCCAUCUAUGUCGGUGAUAUCGGAAAAAUGCCUGACUACGGUGAGGAAACGAUAGACUUUAGGGGCCAACAGUACCUGCUAUUUGUGCGCUACGACUGUAAGCAACAUUCCUGGACAAUACUUGCAGACGGCGCAUUCAAGGCGACAUCCCGCAAGUGGAAAACUUCGCCAGGUGACAGGUACAUUUUCACGAUGGGCCGCGGUCCCCAGGCGUUCUAUCGGUGGCCGGUCAAAGAUCUUGGGGCCCGCCCGCCACCAGAUAAUUCGGUACCAGUGUGGAGAACCGCUACAGUGCACUACAAUAUCCAGGACAUGUACAAGAGGACAAGAAUGUUUUCAAACACGCUUGAAAAUGGCAAGAACAUGACCGUCGUUUCUUACGGGUGCACACGCUCGCCCACUUCUGCCAACAACACAAUGUCUACCGUGGAGGAAGGCUGCAUCAAGGUGCCGUUCAGUUAUGACGGCUGGUCCAAGACGGUUAGCUCGAGGUUUUCCAUCCAUGGCGUCUGGGGACUUCUUAUUCCUCACUCAAAGACAAAGAUCGGCACACCUCAGUACGAGUAUCGCAUUUGGUUUGGCAUAUCGGGCAUGUACGUGCAAAUUCGGAAUAACCCCUCGACACCGUCCAAGUACUGGACAAUGCAUGCUGUGCCAUAUCACCAUCACGAAUGGAAAUGUCCUAAAAAGGCCGUGAAAUAG
Grosmannia clavigera kw1407 is the source of this 1920-nucleotide messenger RNA. RefSeq lists its product as uncharacterized. Lineage: Eukaryota; Fungi; Ascomycota; Sordariomycetes; Ophiostomatales; Ophiostomataceae. The record is from RefSeq and is a predicted model, not a curated record. The coding region runs from base 1 to 1920 and encodes 639 amino acids. The transcript is spliced from 3 exons.